CUGUAAGAUUCCUGUUUAAAUCAGUUUUAAAAAAUAAGCCAAUCAAAUUCGACACAUAAUGAAAAAUGAUAUUGAAGAAGCCUUGUACAUAUCCUGCAAUAGUGAACAGCAACUUAAACCAGUUCAAAAUGAAAGAAAAAAUGACACGUUCUUUUUGUAUUUUUCCGCAUUCACAGCCAAUUUGAUCCUGUUUUCCGGAGCGACCGACAUGGUAUGGACCUCUCCGGUGAUAGCCAAACUAGAAUCCAACGACACGUCCAUCAACCCACUGGGCAGACAGAUCACCUACUACGAGAUAUCCAUUCUGGCUGGUCUGCCCGCCUUCACUUCCUUCCUGGGUGGCAUGGUGUUCAUGAGACUGCCGGACGCCAUCGGCAGAAGGAAAUCCUUGAUGUACAUGGCUGUGGGAAUGCUGCUGUCCGACAUAGUCGUAGCUGUCAGCAGACACAUCUACCUGUAUUACGUCGCCAGAUCGAUGUUCUCUCUAUUUUUGGGGGGCGUUUUCGUCGUGCUGCCAGUUUAUCUUAGUGAAAUCUGCGAGGACCACAACAGAGUCAAGUUCGGUUGUUUGAUGGGAAUGGCCAUACCGGCGGGCAAUCUCUUCUCCUACAUAGUAGGGCCUCUAACGUCGGUGCAAGGCUUCACCUUUCUGUGUGUGGCCCCGCUGAUACCGAGCCUACUUUUCUUUUUCCUGGUAGUGCCGGAAACGCCUAUUUAUCUGCUUUUGCGGAACGACAGUAAGGGAGCCCUAAAAGUGUUGGAACAGCUGAGAGGUGAUAGAGGCAGUGAGGAAAUAGCAGCAGAUUAUGAGGAACUGGAGAGGGUGAUAAGAGCUCGGACUUACACACAAAAGUCGGGGUUCUCCUGCUUGUUUGAAACGUAUGCUCUGAAAAGGGCUUUGCUGAUUGCUUCCGCGGUCAAUUUGGCACAGCACUGUUCAGGCGUCAUGGCUAUAAUGUCAUUUUUGGAACCGAUCUUCGAUGAAGCAGUGACCAAUAACUUAUCGGGGAGGGAAGUGUCUAUUUUAGUGGGUUGUGUGAAAAUUAGUGUGUUCACUGUGGCGUCUUUCUCGGUGGAAAGAUUUGGACGAAGGCCCUUGCUGCUUUUUUCUUGUGCCUGUUCUGGAAUUCCGCUGUUUAUUCUCGGUUUCUGCUUUUAUUGGAAUAGUUACAAUCCCACUUUAAUGGCAGACUUUCAGUGGUUACCAAUAGCUUGUAUUUUAACGUUUGUGAUAGCAUAUGCGGUAGGUCUGGGACCCAUUCCCGUUGCCCUGUUGAGUGAUUUGUUUCCUAGUGACGUUAUAUCAGUGGCAAUGUCUUUUGUAUCUAAUCUCGUAGGAAUCGCUAUAUUCGUGGUGGUAUCGCUGUUUCCGAUCGCCUCUAAAUAUUUAGGAGUGCAUUUUUGUAUGUGGGUGUUUAGUAUUAACUGUUUUCUGUUUUUCUGUUUUAUAUACUUCAUGUUGCCCGAAACCAAGGGCAGAAGCAUUUUAGAGGUCCAAAAUAUGUUGGGACAGAAAAAAUAAAUGUGGAACAUUUUUU
Messenger RNA from Phaedon cochleariae (mustard beetle), 1538 nucleotides. The record is from the annotation of a GenBank genome assembly. NCBI's taxonomy places the organism in Eukaryota, Metazoa, Arthropoda, Insecta, Coleoptera, Chrysomelidae.